This is a messenger RNA of Colletotrichum fioriniae, 480 nucleotides long. Lineage: Eukaryota; Fungi; Ascomycota; Sordariomycetes; Glomerellales; Glomerellaceae. The record is from RefSeq and is a predicted model, not a curated record.
AUGAAGAAACCCGAAAUCACCGAAACCAAAACAACCGCAAACUCCAAAGACGAACACUGGAAAACCCAAGCCCCCUACAUCGCCCCAGGAAAAUCCCACCCCCACGGCGAAUCUUUCCACAAGAAGAUCCGCGGCGCCUGCCAAUGCGGCCAAGUAACUUACUGGCUCUCCAAAGAUGAGCCCCUAGCCUCAAAGUUCUGCCACUGCAGGGACUGCCAAAAGAUGCAUGGCGCGCCCUUUCAGUGGGCGGCCAUCUUCCACAAGGAAGACCUGGCGUUCGAUAACGGAGUUGACGGGCUGACGUUCUACUCGUCGGGGAAGAAUCUGCAGGGCCAUGAUUUGCCGUGUAAAAGGGUUGUAGAUCUCCCCGAUGGAAAGCCCAAGUGGAGCGGCCUAGAUGAGAAGAGCGAGCUAAUGGAGGAAGAGGUUGUAGAUGUGAAGCACAAAAAGCGAAAGAUGGAGCAUACUAAUGGCGACUGA